Messenger RNA from Chilo suppressalis (striped riceborer), 9469 nucleotides. The record is from the annotation of a GenBank genome assembly. Lineage: Eukaryota; Metazoa; Arthropoda; Insecta; Lepidoptera; Crambidae.
CCAAAUACAUAUAGUUUGUGUAGGAUAUUCUUACAAAAUAACAGAGAAAUCAGCAAAACAAUGUAAUCGUUCCCACUCAGGUGGAGGCCCCAUAAAGGAGUCUGGCACUUGUAGGUGAGAACGGCGCAUGACCUUUGCUCAUAGUUCACGAGAGGUUGCAUCUAGCGCUAGUGUACAACUAAUCUGGAGAAUAAGCCUACGAUAUUUUUUUCUAAUAUUUUAUAACGUUAAUAAUAACGUUAUGAAUUUUUAAGAAAUAACGUUAUAACUAUUUCUAAUAUUGGGGUACUAUAAAUGACUAUGGCAACACUGGCUAAUGCACACAUACAUAAAAAACUGGCUUCACUUUGUUGUUGUGUUGGCAGAACUCCGUCUUUACUUUUUAUUUGGUCUGAGCUCUGAAUUUAAACAUUCAGAGUUCUACGGUGCCAAUUCUGACGUGAUUCUCUAAACUCAAAACUAAAUUUAACAUCAGUCUCUCCUUUACAUUCUGUAUAGAGAAUGACUAGGAUAUACUGCUGUCAAAUUUAAGUUUAGGUUUAGAGAAUCAUGCUAGAAUCAACACCAAUCUCACACUAAGAGAACAAGUUUACAAUAAUAAUUUAAGCGAACAAAACAACAUAAAAACCUAAUGCAGAUUAGGUUAGCCUUGAUCAAUCGUGCAAAUUUGCUGAGAAUCGUUGCGAAACCAUUAAUAUCAUCAAGAAUGGCAAAGAGCAGUUUUGAAUAUGUUAAAAGUUUUGAAAUUGAAGAUGUUCUCUUGCCAAACACAUGGAUAGUGGUACGCUUAGAUGGAAAAUGUUUUCAUAAGUUUUCUGAUGAUCAUAAUUUUUCGAAACCAAACGAUAUAAGAGCAUUGAAAUUAAUGAAUUAUGCUGCUUUUAUUGUGAUAAAUGAAUUUAAUGAUUUAUUAAUGGCUUAUGGACAAAGUGAUGAAUAUUCAUUUAUAUUUAAAAAAAAUUCUUCAUUAUAUAAACGCCGUGCUGCAAAACUUUUAACGACUGUUAACAGUAAGUUUUCUUCUUCAUAUGUGUACUAUUGGAGCAAAUUUUUUGGAGACGAAAAAUUAAAAUAUCCUCCUACAUUCGACGGCCGUAUAAUUUUAUAUCCAUCUGAAGAAAAUUUAAUAGACUAUAUGAAAUGGAGACAAGCAGAUGUUCAUAUAAAUAAUUUGUACAAUACAACCUUUUGGACUCUGGUUUUACGGGGUGACCUAAGUCCGAUGCAGGCAAAAAAACGGCUUUGUGGUACCGUGUCAGCUGAUAAGAAUGAAAUAUUGUUCAAAGAAUUUAACAUCAAUUACAAUAAUGAACCUGAAAUUUUUAAAAGAGGAACAUUGUUAAUACGAAAAACUUUACCAGAUGCCAGUAAUGAGAAAUCAUAUUCUAUAAUAGUCGAUACUCAUUGUGAUAUGUUGAAAGACAAGUUUUGGGAAGAACAUGCUAAUUUACUAUCAAUAAAAUCAUCAAAAGUAAAAAACUUCUAUAAUGGACCCAUUACGGAAAUAAUUAAAGAACAACUGGUAUCGAAAGAAAAAGACAACUCCAACAAGAAAAUAUAAUCGAAGGCUAUUUUUGAUACCAUAGUUCUAAGAUUUACGUUUAGUUGAAUAAAUCAUUCAGCAGCAUCAGUUUUUUUUUAUAUAAAAGGCACAGUAUGUGCAUCAGCCACGACAGGGUAAAAGGUGAGGAAACCAUAAAAAUAGGAUACAAAAUAUUUAAUAUAAAGGAAUAGGAUCAGGAAAUUAUACAUACACAACAUUAAAUAGAUAGUUUUUAUUCAUCUUAUACUAUUUAUAGUUUUAUAUUAUGUUUAGCUAGGCACUCUGAUAAUAUGUCAUAUAAAUUAUAUUCUCGGUGAUAUAAAAGAGAAGGAAUGGAAGUAAGUCACAUUCAUUUUCAACUCUUAUUACGUUCAUCAUGGUUGCUAUCCUCUUGUUUCUUUUAUCAAUGUGUAGGAGGAAAGAACUGACUAGCAAUGUGAGGUGAAGUUCAAAGUGCUGUGGAUAGAUUUGGGAACAAUGAGAUCAACGUAUUCGUAAACUUCGCAAUAAUUUGAUUUCACUAAAGAGUUCCUAACUUCUCAUUUAAAUUUUAUUUUCUAUUCUAAAUAGUUGAAUUCGCGUUAUUCGCAAUAUGAUUGCCGGCAUGUUUUCAAACGAAUCAUUAAAACAGGUGCCACCGCUCAGUGGAUCGACGGCAUAAAAGCGAUAGGACUUAUGGGGUUGUACGCAUUAAAAGGUAAAAUAAAAUAUUUUUUCAUUGCAUUUUCGAAAUGUACAUACAUUUGAGUAUAUUUUCUGAAAAUUUCAAAUUAAUCUGGCAGAUAUUCUUGGAGAUACACGUAUAUUUGGAACUACCAACGUUCGCAGCGAUACAAACGUAUAUUAAGCUAGCAGACCAUGGUCGCAACGCGCACAUCUAACCUACUGGGUAUUUAGUUGCUAAUUAGUUACACUAUUCCCGAUUUAGUUGCUCAACACCUGUAAAAGAUACAUGCGAUCUGCUAGCUUAAGUCUUAACCUAGCAGACCACAAUACUGUAUCUUCGGUUCUCGUAAAGAUAUCGAAGUUCUGCAAACGGCAUAUUUAGUUGCUAAUUAGUUGCUAAUUAGUUAUACUAUUCCCGAUUUAGUUGCUCAACACCUGUAAAAGAUACAUGCGAUCUGCUAGCUUAAGUCUUAACCUAGCAGACCACAAUACUAUAUCUUCGGUUCUCGUAAAGAUAUCGAAGUUCUGCAAACGGCAUAUUUAGUUGCUAAUUAGUUGCUGUAGGACAGCAUUAUUUGUUUUAUCCCCCUAUCACCCCUUAAUUGCCGCACCAGCACCCACACUACCCCCGAAAUACGAUAAAAUUAAAAAGAGCUCAUCAGAGAAUAUAAACUACGGCGUAUUUUGUUGCUAAUUAGUUGCUGCAAAAUAGCGUUGCUUAUAGUAUUUAACUAUCAACCCUUAACUCCAGAUCAGCACUGCAACCACCCCAGAAUAGGAAGAUAUCGGAAAAUUCUCGUAGGUGGAAAAAGACGCGGGAUAUUUAGUUGCUAAUUAGUUGCUCGCCAAAAACGCAGUUAAGAGUAUUCUACAAUCAUCCCCUAACCUUAGAUCCAACCCCUCUACUCACUUAGAAACAGUAGAUGGUUGGAAUUCGCACGCGGAUGUUUAAAACUGCUGGAUGUUCUGUUGCUAAUUAGUUGCUCGCCAAAAACGCAGAUAAGAGUAUCAACCCUUAACUCCAGAUCAUCCCUGCAACCACCCCAGAAUAGGACGAUAUCGGAAAAUUCUCGUAGGUGGAAAAAAGACGCGGCAAAUUUAGUUGCUAAUUAGUUGCUCGUCAAAAAUGCAGAUAAGAGUAUUCUACAAACAUCCCCUAACCUUAGAUGCAACCCCUCUACUCACUUAAAAACAGUAGAUGGUUAAAAUUCGCACGCAGAUGUUUAAAACUGCUGGAUGUUCUGUUGCUAAUUAGUUGCUCGCCAAAAACGCAGAUAAGAGUAUCCUACAAUCAUCCCCUAACCUCAGAUCCACCCCCUCUACUCACUAAAAAAUAGUAGAUGGUUCGAAUUCACACGCAGAUGUUUAAAACUGCUGGAUAUUUUGUUGCUAAUUAGUUGCUGCAAAAUAGCGUUGCUUAUAGUAUUUAACUAUCAACCCUUAACUCCAAAUCAGCACUGCUACCACUUCAGAAUAGGACGAUAUCGGAAAAUUCUCGUAGGUGGAAAAUAGACGCGGCAUAUUUAGUUGCUAAUUAGUUGCUCGCCAAAAACGCAGUUAAGAGUAUUCUACAAUCAUCCCCUAACCUCAGAUCCAACCCCUCUACUCACUUAGAAACAGUAGAUGGUUGGAAUUCGCACGCGGAUGUUUAAAACUGCUGGAUGUUCUGUUGCUAAUUAGUUGCUCGCCAAAAACGCAGAUAAGAGUAUCCUACAAUCAUCCCCUAACCUCAGAUCCACCCCUCUACUCACUAAAAAAUAGUAGAUGGUUCGAAUUCACACGCAGAUGUUUAAAACUGCUGGAUAUUUUAUUGCUAAUUAGUUGCUGCAAAAUAGCGUUGCUUAUAGUAUUUGAUUAUCAACCCUUAACUCCAGAUCAGCACUGCAACCACCCCAGAAUAGGACGAUAUCGGAAAAUUCUCGUAGGUGGAAAAAAGCGGCGGGACAUUUAGUUGCUAAAUAGCAAUACGAUAUUCUGCAGUAAUAUACAUCUACGAGCGUAUUCUAGCCGAUUUUUUAUUGUAAAGGGAAAAUGAUGGUCGAUCUGAGGUGAAGAGACGAUUGUAGAAAAAUAUCCCGCAUUUUUUGUACCCAUGGAGUUAAGGGUUGAUAAUCAAAUAUUAUAAGCAACGCUAUUUUUCUGCAACUAAUUAGCAACAAAAUAUCCAGCAGUUUUAAACAUCUGCGUGCGAAUUCCAACCAUCUACUGUUUCUAAGUGAGUAGAGGGGUUGGAUCUAAGGUUAGGGGAUGAUUGUAGAAUACUCUUAACUGCGUUUUUGGCGAGCAACUAAUUAGCAACUAAAUAUCCCGCGUCUUUUUUCCACCUACGAGAAUUCUCCGAUAUCGUCCUAUUCUGGGGUGGUUGCAGUGCUAAUCUGGAGUUAAGGGUUGAUAGUUAAAUACUAUAAGCAACGCUUUUUCGCAGCAACUAAUUAGCAACAAAAUAUCCAGCAGUUCUAAACAUCUGCGUUUGAAUUCGAACCAUCUACUAUUUUUAAGUGAGUAGAGGGGAUGGAUCUGAGGUUAGGGGAUGAUUGUAGGAUACUCUUAUCUGCGUUUUUGGCGAGCAACUAAUUAGCAACAGAACAUCCAGCAGUUUUAAACAUCCGCGUGCGAAUUCCAACCAUCUACUGUUUCUAAGUGAGUAGAGGGGUUGCAUCUGAGGUUAGGGGAUGUUAGUAGAAUACUCUUAUCUGCGUUUUUGACGAGCAACUAAAUAUGCCGCGUCUAUUUUCCACCUACGAGAAUUUUCCGAUAUCGUCCUAUUCUGGGGUGGUUGCAGGGAUGAUCUGGAGUUAAGGGUUGAUAAUCAAAUAUUAUAAGCAACGCUAUUUUUCAGCAACUAAUUAACAACAAAACAUCCAGCAGUCUUAAACAUCUGCGUGCGAAUUUUAACGAAAGUAAAUAAGUAUAUCUUUUUUUUAUUAUGAUAGGUACUACGUAGGUCUCUAUUCCCUACUUUCAACCAAUGCCAACAAUUAGACGAAUAGAUGCCAAUAUUGAGAAUUUUUGUGCCAAUGAUAGGAAUUUCUGCACAAUGUCUAUUUAUAACCAUUCAAUCACAUACAAUUAGAUGUUAUAGUCCAGUCAAUGAAGGUUUUCACCUCCGAUUUCGUUGAAUCUCCAUCCAUUUUCAUGAAAAUUGGUGGGAGAUACCUUAAGAAACAAAAGUGACAUAGUGCCAACUUGCGCUUCUGCCCUGGGGGUAGAUACCACCCCUUCUCGGGGGUAAAAAUUAUUUUAAUAAAAAUAACUCCAGGAAUCGAUAGAAAGACAAAUUCUAAGCAAAAUUUGUUAUUUUAUGUUUUCGGAAUAAAUCAAUACUUUCGAGUUAAUAAUGAUCAAAGAUUGUGAUUUUGCGUGAUAAAAAUUCAUGUUUUAAGCGGUUUUUCAUAAAUAACUAAAUAAAGAUUGAGCUAUUUUCUUUGAUACUGUUACGUGUAUUGUGUAAUAACUCAUUUAGAUAGUGUAAUGUUUUCCUGUCUUAUAACUAUUAAUUUUAUUCAAAAUGAUUAAAUGAAAUUGGAACGAUUGUACUGGUUGACUUAAUGAAAUUGGAACGAUUGUACUGGUUGACGAUUGUAUCAGUACACGGUUGUACUGAUACAAUCGUCAUUGUUUAAAAUUGUUGUUGAUUGAUUUGAUUGAUUACGAUUUGAUUUGGGGGGCUAUCUGAAAAACGAUUUUUUUUUGUCUGACAGCUUCAAAGAGUGUUUUCAAAUAAUACUUUGGAACAAUGUUAGGAACAACUAGAACAACUUGGAACAACUAAAAAAAUAAUGAAUUUUCAAACAUGGGCGGCUACCAUAAAAAAGUUUUUUUUUGUCUGACAGCUUCAAAUUUUAGUUUUUUCAAAUAAAACUGGGGAACAAUGUUAUGAACAACUUGGAAUAACUAAAAAAAAUAUUGAAUUUCCAUACAUGGGGGCUACCAUAGUAAACGGUUUUUUUGUCUGGCAGCUUCAAAUUUGAGUUUUUUCAAAUAAUACUUUGGAACAAUGUAGAACAAACAGAACAACCUAGAUAAUAAUAAAAUUAAAAAGUGGGGUCCUAACUUCACAGUGGUCGUAACCUCGUCUUAUCUCAAGCAUGCAAAUGGCCGCCCGCUUACAGCGUGUGCGUGAUUUGAGGGUUGUCGGGUAAAUCAUCAUCAAUUUCCCUACUUUUUAAAUCUCCCAAACUAAAACAUUGUUAACAUUAUGUAAUCAAAUAUAUAUUAUAAUAACGAGAUAUUUACCACGUGUUUUACUCGUUGUGAGCUCCCGAUUUUUCAGCAAUUUAAACGGUUGCACUUCAGAAACAUGAUGUAGGUCUAUCAAAUUAUUUUUUAAGAACACCGAGACAGAAAAGAAAGCACUUGUUAUGUAUAAAGAACUUUAUUGUUUACAUAUAAAUGUUAGUGUCUUAAUAUUAAGUAUGAGGUUAAUAACAUACAUUAAUAUACAUAAAUCGCGCAGAUUAAUGCUUAAAAUAAAAAUAUAAUAGACUAAUAUUGCUAUUUCUUCUUUUAAAUGUAAGUAUUUCAUUCAUAGAUUGAGUAGGUAUUUAAAGAUUGACAGAGUGAGGAAAAGAGAUAUCAUCCAAUCCUAUAAGGUAGAAAGAGACGCAACAUGAUGUACCUUUGGUUCAAUAAUAUAUUUUUAGCAAGAGCCGCAGCGCCCUGUCAAGUCGUACUGAGAUAAAAUUUAUUAUGAAAUUCUGUGAAAUUAAGAAAACAAUAAUGCAUAUAACACAACACGAUUGUACUUAUUACAAACUGAAUAAGUAUGUGUUAUGGUAUCCUGUGUUUUAAGCAUAUCUUGAUAAAUCGAUACUAUCUCUCAAAAUCAUACACCGAUAGGCACACAUGCACAGAUAUUUUUUUGGAACAGUAGCGAUAGGUACUAUGUCUAUCUUUACAUCCUAUAUCUAUGGUUUCAUUCGACAUUGUGGUUUACCUACAAUGCGAAGAAAUGGCACUACCGUGCAGCCUUAGAAAUACUAGAAGAAAUUCGUCACGAUCAUUUAGGUCUCGAUAGCAUAGCAAUUAGUGCAUCCACCCAGACAGCAGAAAAUGCAGGUUCAAGUCCUGCCUGUAAUUCAUUUUGUAAUAAUUUUGGUUGUCGUAAUUUAGUUUCAAAAGUUUAUUUGUAUAGUAGUUCUGUUAACGGGUUUCAACUGUAUCUAUAUAUAUAAAACUCAAAGGUGGCUUACUGACUGACAUAGUGAUCUAUCAAUGCACAGCCCAAACCACUGGACGGAUCGGGCUGAAAUUUGGCAUGCAGGUAAAUGUUAUGACGUAGGUAUCUGCUAAGAAAGGAUUUUGAUCAAUUCUACCCCCAAGGGGAUAAAAUAGGGAAUGAAAGUUUGUAUGAAACUUUGCCAAUUUUAAACCGAUCGGGCUGAGACUUUGCAUGCAGAUAUAAGAAGAAUCAUAGACGAAUGUCAUUGUGUAUAAUACAACACUUCAGCUCUACACUGAAGCGAAGUGAGGGCGGGCCGCUAGUUUUAAUAUUUUUAUACAUUUUCCGCCGUUUCGGAUUCUUUACAGGCUCCGGUUUGAACGAAAACCAAACAACGUGUGCACUGCACAUAGUACUGGAAGGUGAUGGGUUCCAAUUGUUAUCCCCUUUGCAGUAUCGAAUAAUUAAAACCCAGUUAUCUCUACGGUUUCUAUUUCUAGGAAAUCUAUUAGAAAGGAGAAUCAGGAUCAGAAUUUUAUUUGUGAAACAUAGGUUAGUAUACGUGGUAUAUAAAGUUUUUGUUAGUAUCACUACAUUUCCACCUUAAUUAAGGUAUACAAAUAGAUAUGGACCUAUGAAAGAAGUACUAUUAUUUUUACAUUGGAAUCACAAUUUAUGAAUAUAAUUUGAAAUUGUCUAUUGUUACAUGCAUGUCAAAGUAGAUUAUAAAUUAAUUAUAAAGAUAAGCCAUAAAGUUGUCAUACUAAUAGUCAAAAUUUUAAUAGAAAAAUAAGCAAAAUGUCCAAAAUAGCAAUUAAUACACAUUUCUUAACUGGAUUGACAAUUUUAAUAUGUCAAAAUUUUUUAAUAGAGAACUGCUUUUAUAAAAGGCAUGUCCGAUUUAAUUACAAGAUUUGUCAUUUAAAAAAUCCUCAACUGUAUAGUAGGCUUUUUCAACUAAUAAUGCUAACAGACGCUUCUUAAAAGUCUUUAUCGGUAGUGAUUUAAGACAACUCGGAACCUUGUUGAAUAUCCUUUGAGCCAUCCCAAAGAAGCUACUACUAACGUGUACGGUUUGAUUGGCGAUGAUUUCUUUCAGGGUUCCUUUCUGAGAGUGUCGGAAACAGAGAAUUGUUACAUAAUACAAAAACAGCCACUUCAUAAAUGUACAGCGAAGGCAGAGUCAGGAUGUUCAUGCUUAUGAAAAAUGGUUUGCAGCUAUCCGUCGAUUUGCAAUUUAUCGCUCUUAUACACCUUUUUUGAUGUUUGAAUAAAAGAGUUUUAUUCACAGAACUUCCCCAGAAAAUUAUUCCAUACCGUAAGAUACAUUCAACAUAACCUCGGUAUGUAGUCAAAACAGUGUCCCUAUUAGAUACCUUGGAGAGUUUGUAUAGAGCGUAAAUUGAACUACUCACUCUCUUACAUAAUUUCUCAGUGUGAGAUUUCCAAUUAACCUGAUAAUCCAUAUGCAGACCUAAAAAAUUCGUUUCAGAAACAGAUUCAAUUUCCUCACCAUUGCACUUUAAAGCUACUGAGGGUAUUUCAAUCUUUUGCCUGAAAUGUAUUACUUUCGUUUUUUUACUAUUCAGGCACAAGUUAUUUUGGACUAUCCAAUUGUUAAGUUUUUCCAUAGCAUUAUUAAUGUCAUUUUCAUAGUCUUGUUCAUUAUUACAUUGAAUCACAGCAGUACUGUCGUCAGCAAAUAAAAUCAUGGGAUGGUCAAUAGAAUUUGGAAAGUCAUUUAUAAAUGCAUUAAAGAACAAAGGUCCUAAUAUACUACCUUGAGGCACACCAGCCUCUACAUCUCUACAUAGAGACAUAAAUUCCCUAAUAAUUUUGGUUUUUUUGCAGAAUCUAGUUAUAACAGUGUAUUGUUUCCUGUUACUCAAAUACGAAUCUAUUAAAUAAAACUAGUUUUUACGGGUUAAUGCACGAAUCUUUAUUUAUUUAUUGACGUUUCGUAGCCUUUACAGGCUUCGUCGUCAGAAUAAAACUUUUAUUUUAUUUGUCGAGCUACCUUCGAAAGACUUAUUGAGCGUUUGAUUAUUUCAUUGUUCGAUUUUUAAGUUUUAUUGUCUAUGUAUGAAUUUAUUAUUUAA